Messenger RNA from Solanum pennellii, 867 nucleotides. RefSeq lists its product as uncharacterized. NCBI's taxonomy places the organism in Eukaryota, Viridiplantae, Streptophyta, Magnoliopsida, Solanales, Solanaceae. The coding region runs from base 62 to 652 and encodes 196 amino acids. The transcript has 2 exons. The record is from RefSeq and is a predicted model, not a curated record.
AAAUUUCAUAUUUUUAACGACCUUAUACCAUUGGCUUUUCCUUUUCUCCAUUGCCAUAAAAAUGGUGGAGAUCACAGAAGCUUUCGCCGGCAGCGACGCCGCCGAAGCGACUCCACUGUUAUCGAAUCUAAAACCUAACCCGAAUCCGAACCCGCCAAACCGGACUAGAUCCGUAAAGACGAAGGUCCCGGAGGUGGAGGUCCACCUGUACCGACGUGGCAAGGGUCCCAUCGACGUAUUCAAGGCAAACCUUGGUGGGUGGGACCAGGAUCAGCUUGAUGUUAGGGAAUUUCUCGACAAAUACGGGUUCAAAUCGGUUUAUGCAUUCAAGCCGGAAACGGGUCGGGGCGUUCCGAUCCGGUUUAAUCCACGUAAUGGAAGAUCGAUUAUUACUUAUCGAGAUGGAUCCACCAUUUACAUUGAUGGAGAACCUAAGGACUCGUUGGUGAAACCUAUAACCAGAAUACUGGUCGGGGUUGCUGUUGUUGCCAUACUUAUAGUAUCACUGGUGAUAAGAGACCCUCCAGCGUGGGCGAAAAAGUUUAAUCUCUCUGAUGGUCGUGUCCCUCCAUGGCUUCUGGCUUGUGCAUUUGUUGCCUUCACGCGUAUGAGGAAGAGAACUAGAGAUUUCAUGGAAAGUCGUCGAAAAUAAGCUGGUGUUUGGCACUGGUAAUUCAAUUUUCUCAAAAUUUUGUGCAGGCCCCUUCAUUGUCUCUUGCCUUCUCUACUUUUUACUGUAUUCACAUAUAACAAAAUCAAUUCUAAUAUUAUAACUCCGCGAUCAUGAAGGUAUAUAUCCAUUCCUUUUUCUCAAUGUGUUUGGAGAGUUUUCGCUAUGGCUAUGAAUCUUGAAUUUCAUAUGGCAAA